AUGAAGAAACUGGCAGUCUAUACCCUGGCAAAAAAGAAAAGGGCCUCAGAUUCACUGCUGCCACUAUCCAUCUUUGAAAGUAGCAGAAGACCCCACCGCAAAAAACCAAAACCGUUCAUCUACAAAAAGGAUCACGACGAUGCUGACCAACUAAUCAAGAUUCCAUCUACCAAGUCACAUACAAAGUCGUCUAACUCGGUUGCGCUGCUGGCAUUUGACAAAUUGGAUAAGCUCCUAUCUUCAAAGUCUGCGAAUACAACCCCGACUCGGAAGCAGGAGUCCUUCAGCUCACUUCCCUCAGAUAUCCUUCAGGGAAACUUCCACCACCUAAAUUCAGACAAAGUCAAGGAAAAGUACAAAAACACGAAGUUCCCGUUACCCAAUUCCAAGACCAUGUUGAAAAAUCGCACUCUCGAACACAUUGACAUCAUUCCUAGGAUCCUCGCCGGCGAGGAGGAGCUCUCUUUCUACUACACUUUGGCUCUGGAACAAAGGAAGAUGCUGAAUCACUCCACCAUGACACUGGAGGAGCGCUGGGACAUUAAAUGGGAGAAAUAUAUAGGUGGAUUCUACGGGCUCCAACGGCAGCUGUUUAUCUCGACGUUGCUCCAGAACAAAUACAGUGAGUUACUAUCGAAGUCACUGAAUAAGACUGUCAAGUACUGGACUCCCGACAUGUUUUCCACGUAUGUUUUAGCCAAUGAGAUCAUUUUGAAGCUAGUCAUGGAGGAUAUGGGGCUUCUGAAGCCCGACGCCGAGAAGCUCAUGAAGGAUACGGUGGAUUACGGAUGUAAGGUAGCAGACGACAUAGACUUCCACGAUGAUUUGGAGUUCGAGGAGAUAAUUUAA
Molecule: messenger RNA, 849 nt
Organism: Sungouiella intermedia
Lineage: Eukaryota; Fungi; Ascomycota; Pichiomycetes; Serinales; Metschnikowiaceae
Source: the annotation of a GenBank genome assembly